AUACGAUGCUUUUAAGGGACGGACGGACAUCGCGUCACGAAAACUCGAGUCGAUGGGUUACCAAUAUUUGUUACCAUUUUUGUUUUAUAUACCACUUUUUCUUAGGUAUGGGGCUCCGCUCACGCGGCGCUUCGUGUGAGCUCCGCUAUAACUCGUAUAAUUUCAGCUUUGAAAAACAUGAUCGUGCAAAUUAUUUUCAAAUUAAAUUCGAGGCCGUAUGAUUACCUCUACUGAAUGGCAAAUAAAUAGAUCCCCACCUUUUUUUAUGAAGCGAAAUGUCUUGGUGAAUUGUGAAUCGAAAGUCAAAUUUAAAUAUGUAUACCAACUUGAGAUAAAUUGUUCCCAAGUGAUUAAUUGGACUUUUGGUAUAUCUUUAACAAAAAAAAGCAAUAAUUGGAUUAACCAAAAAGUUUUUGUAAAUUUUCAGUCAUUUUUCAUCAACACCAGCUUGCUCUUUUGUUCUUAUAGCCAUUGUUAAAGUAGAAAAAAAUAAUAAUAGCAUGAUGCCAAAUAGAAGUUUUAUUUCGAUGUAUGCAAUUUGGUGACGAUUUGUCAGUAGCAAAUAAUAUUCUUUUAGUGUUUAUCCCAUUCUCAUUUUAUACUCACGUAUUUGUACUAGACAUUUAUAGCAAAAAUUUUAUAGACUAGAUCUUUUAACGAUUACAUAUCAUAAAGACAAACAGAUUUGCGAAUGUCAUAAACUUGAUGGUUAGAUAGUCAUUAAUAAACGCUUGACAUUUGAAUCAACUAAAGUGAACAUGUUUUUUUUUUAAAAACUGACACUCGCUGGUCCCUCGACGGAUUCAAAUCAUUUGGUGCAACGCACCUUUUCUUUUUAAUAAAACGUCUGUUUGAUUAAAUGACAAAGUACUACGAACAAACGCUCCAAAUUCACUGAGUGCCAAUGACUCAUUCAGUUCAAGGGUGGCGAUUUAGUUUUUUUAUUCUUUUGAAAGAAACAUAACAGUAAACAUAACUUAUGGAAUAACUAUAUUAAAAACAAAUAGUAAUUUGUAAAUAAGUAUUGCCACAGAGGAAGGCUAGGUCAAUGAACAGAUUAGAAAAUCUGAUUUCAGAUAAACUGCCAUAUAUACCUAUAUAAUUUCGCACAAAUGAAUUUGUCUAUGAAAAAGUCGAAGAAAUUUAUUCUGGCGUAGCGAGAUAAGAUUGGUUUAGAUCUUCUUAUUGUCUGAUAGCGUAAAAUAAUUAUCGAGCCCCCCAAAAAAACGCAGAGCAUUUUGCUCACUCUUGACUUCAUUGUCAAAAAAGACACAAAGCAAAUCACAUUUUUAUUUGCUCGAAGGUUGCUUUUAAGCUUUAUGAGUUUUAAUGGAAAAAAUUCAUUGACAACAGAUGUAAAUGAUAAGGAACCGUCAGUUUAUUAAAAGGAAGCGCCCCAAGAUUACACUUCAGGCGACAUUAUUUAUUGAGGAAGUAAUUCAUUGAAAUUUUCAGCUCAUUCAUUAAUUUCAAAGCUUUGGAGAAGUGUUUUGUGUACAGCAAAGGAUAUUAAAAGAUGAUUCAUUUCGCUGACGAAUCAGCUAUUUUAUUUGAUAGAAGCCUUCUUUAAAAACAUACAAUCUGGAACUCGUUAAAAAAUGACAAUAUGGCUGGGACUACGCCAGCCUCGGUGAAUGAGCAAUAACAUUUAUUUUUUCUUGACCUCAAAAACGAUGGUUGCCUUGGUAGUCUUGGUGAUUUAUGAUACGAAAGCAUUCAAAAUGUUAUUCUCUUUUAAAUUAGCACCUAAGAAGUGAGGAAACGACCUAUAUAUCAUCAGCAAAGUUUUUAAUGGAAAAUGUGAAUAAUGUGAAAUAUUAAUAAAAUAAGAGUGUUCCUAUGUUUUCAAAGGAGUCUUUAGAGGACUUUUUAACCUGCGAUGGCUGAAAAAUAAAGAACGAUCCCUGCUUGGAUAAAACAGAAAGGUUAAUUUUUCGAAAAGGUGUAGGUUAUUUGCCGAAAGCACAUCAAUUCUGCCCGAGGACAGUCAAAAUGACAGGUUCGUCACUUUGGCAGUAAUCAACGAGAUUUACUUUCGGCUAAGUAAUCACGACACGGUUUACUGCUUGGAGGCGUGGCAGACGACAGCUCAGUAUAAUAAAAGACGUGCCCUUCUUUUAAUAAGAUAUGUGUGGAAACAGCCGUCAUUCAAGGAGCACAAGUUUGUCAAGUGGUUUAGAGUUUUCGUCUGUGUGGGGCUAAACAAGUGCCGUACUGCCAGGUGCCAGGUCCUUUCAGAAGGACACGAACAAAACAAGGCCUUAGAGAACUGCGAAUUAUAAAAAGGUUUACAGUUCACAUCCAGAACAUUAAUUAUCUCGGGGGAUCAUACAUGAGAGAAAACCAAAAUGUACUCGAUGAAUUGAGCGCAAAGAAUACCAAUUAGGCGAAAAAAGAAUUCGUUUUAGCUCGAAUCAUUUUUGCUAACCCUAGGUAUAAACACAAGAAUCGAGAAAAAAAAGAAAGAAAAAAAACCGUCAGUGCAAAUCAGUAGAAUUUUCCAAGAGAAGAAAGAAACACCUUUAGAGACUUGGAGACAAGAAAACGCGGACUAAAGUGGAACAAAGGAAGGCCUAACAAGGAAUGUGAUUUUAUCACCAUCGUGAAUUUGCCUCUAUUCUAGUAUUGAAGUAUAUGAUGGAUAAUACUACAAACUCUACUAUCAGCCCUUCCAGCAGAUCAUACCAUGCUCUGGCACUGAAUGAACCAUGGCUAACGAUUUUACUCUACACAAUUGUGUUAGUGUUCGCCAUUGCGGGCAACGGCCUUCUCAUAUUGAUCAUCUACAAAAACGCCAAUCGCCGCAUGCGCACAGCAAGUAAUCUCUUCAUCCUAAACAUGGCGGCUUCUGAUCUUCUUCUUGUACUCUGGGGAGUACCUGUCGCUUUGAAACUCUCUCUUUCAGGGCCCGAAUGGCUGAUCCCUGGCGCGCUUGGUAACCUCCUUUGCAAGAUUUGUGAAUUUGUCUGGCAUGUUACUGUGUUUGUGUGCACUGGGAGCUUGACUGCUAUCGCAUUUGAUCGCUUCUUGCUGGUGUUUUACCCCAUGCAAAGAAUCCUGACAAGCAAACGUGCUGUGGUAAUAAUAAUUGCAAUUUGGGUCAUUUCUACGAUGUUUAGUAUUCCUGUACUGUACUUCACAAGUACCUCGGUGAUUUGGAACCGCCAGUACUGUUUCAUGGAUUUCCACCAGCACGAGUCACUUUCUCAUUAUAUCAUUUCACUCUUCGCUAUUUUCAUAGCCACACCCCUUCUCGUUCUUAUUGUCUUGUACGACUGCAUUAUCAUAAAACUAUGGCUUCACAAAACGCCAGGGGAUAACCCAAGCCGUGAGAGAACUGAGCAGACGGAGCGAACAAACGUCAAGAUACAUAUCAUGUUGACGUCCAUUGUCAUCACAUUUGCACUUUGUUGGCUUCCGUAUUGGAUAUCUAAUAUUUACUGCUUUAUGUAUAAAGCGCAAAGCGAGAAAAGUGACUUCUGCCAAGUCAAGUCAAUCGAGAUUUGUGUGCUGUUUAGUUACAUAAACACAGCGGCGAACCCUCUUAUUUAUUUUAUAUUCAGCGGUGUUUACCGCAAGGCUGUGAAGUCCAUGUUUUGUAAAGGGGAGGUAGGCCCAGCGAGAGAAAUGACAAGACACAUGUCACGCAAUACUAGACAAGAUAACAAUAUGGAAACAGUCAAUCAGUCAUGUCAACCACAGAUUUAGCCUUGUCACACAACAAGACACAUGUCACGCAACGGGAAACAGGCAACCGAUUAUGUGAAAAUGAACCAACCACAGGUAUAGCUUUGUCAAACAACGACUAUGUCACGCAACACUACACACCAUCGCGCCUGAAUAUGGAAACAACAAAUCACUUUGAAAUAAACCAACCACAUCUUUAGACUUUCCACACAACAAGAAACAUCUCACGCAUCAUGAGACACGAUCACUUGAACAAGGAAACAGUCACGUGGAGAAAGUCUACCACAGCAUUAGCCUUGUGAUAUAUCGCCUGUCAGACAUCACGCAGUGGGAGGCAGAUUUACGUGGCGACCUUCAGCCUUUUCCCCAAGCUGAGCAGCCCUUUUGCUGAAGCCAAUGAUUAUGUUUACAUUUAUCAUGCAUUUUCGCAGUUCAUCCCCCCUCCCUACCUAAUUAAAAUUACCAGUUGUUGGCUUUGGUUACCAUGGGUACAAGCGCCGUAGCCCACUACUUUGCCUGCCCGACCCACUUUUAAAUACACGACUUGACCAAC
This is a messenger RNA of Nematostella vectensis (starlet sea anemone), 4240 nucleotides long. RefSeq names its product tachykinin-like peptides receptor 86C. Gene Ontology annotation, molecular function: G protein-coupled receptor activity. The transcript has a single exon. Bases 2635 to 3708 code for a protein of 357 amino acids. NCBI's taxonomy places the organism in Eukaryota, Metazoa, Cnidaria, Anthozoa, Actiniaria, Edwardsiidae. The record is from RefSeq and is a predicted model, not a curated record. Gene Ontology annotation, cellular component: membrane. Gene Ontology annotation, biological process: G protein-coupled receptor signaling pathway.